GACAUGUCUGCUGCCCACAAAGUGCUGACGGAGGAUCAGUUCCUGUGCUCCAUCUGUCUGGAUGUGUUUACUGAUCCCGUCACCACACCAUGUGGACACAACUUCUGCAAAAACUGCAUCACUGAUCACUGGAACAUUAGCAACAUCUGCCAGUGUCCCACCUGUAAAAAGGAGUUUAAGACGAGACCUGAACUUGACAUCAACACUUUUAUCUCUGAGAUGGUGGCUCUGUUCAGACGUGAAGCUCAAGAGGAAACCAGCAGCUCAGAGCAACAAGCUGCUGAACCAGGAGAAGUUUUCUGUGACGUCUGCACUGGAACCAAGCUGAAGGCCCUGAAGUCCUGCCUGGUGUGUCUGCUCUCCUACUGUGAGACUCACCUGGAGCUUCAUCUGACCAAGUCAGGCCUGAAGAGACAUCAGCUGGUGGAGCCUGUGGAGGACCUGGAAGACAGGAUGUGUCCGGAGCAUGACAAACCUCUGGAGCUGUUCUGUCGGACCGACCACACAUGUAUCUGCCUGCUCUGCUCUGUUUUAGACCACAAGACUCACCGUUUUGUUCCUCUGAUGGAAGAAUAUGAGGAACAGAAGGCAGAGCUGCUGAAGAUGGAUGCUCAAGUUCAGCAGAUGAUCCAGAAGAGACGCCUGAAGAUUUCUGAGAUGCGAGAGUCUCUGAGGAUCAGUAAUGAUGCUGCAGACAGACAGAAAGCAGAAGGUGUUCAGGUCUUCACUGCUCUGAGGGAGAUGGUUGAGAGACGCCUGAAGCAGCUCAUAGAGGAGGUGGAAGACCAACAGAAAGCAGCAGAGGAACAGGCUAAAGACUCCAUCAAACAUCUGGAGCAGCAAAUCUCUGAGCUGAUGAAGAGGAGCUCUGAGAUGAAGCAGCUCUCAGGCUCUGAAGACCACCCCCACCUCCUCCAAAGCUUCAGGGCCCUGAAAGCUGCUGCACCCACCAAGGACUUGGUGGAGGUCAACAUCCGUCCUCCAUCGUAUGAGGGGACUGUGGUGAGAGCUGUAGCUCAGAUAGAGGAGACACUGACAGAAGUCAUGAAGAAGGCCAAACUGAAACUAAUCAAGAGGUUUGCAGUGGAUGUGACUCUGGAUCCUGAUACAGCAAGAAAUGACCUCAUCCUGUCUGAUGACGGGAAACAAGUGAGUCAUGCUGAUGUGAUGAAGAAUCUUCCAAACAAUCCAGAGAGAUUUACUUGGUGGACCAAUGUUUUAGGAAAGCAGAGUUGUUCUUCAGGCAGAUUUUACUUUGAGGUUCAGGUUAAAGAGAAGGCUGGAUGGUGGGUAGGAGUGGCCAGAGAGUCAGUCAACAGGAAGGGUCGAGGCUCAUUGAGUCCUCAGUGUGGUUACUGGAAGAUCGGUUUGAUGGACCAAGUAUACAGAGCUUCUGCUGAUCCUUAUGUCCGUCUCUCUGUUCAGUCACCGUACGAGAAGGUGGGAGUAUUUGUGGAUCAUGAGGAGGGUCUGGUCUCCUUCUAUGAUGCUGAUAAUGCAGAUCACAUCUACUCUUUUAGAGGCUGCUCUUUCACUGAACCACUCUAUCCAUUCCUCAAUCCUCAUAGUGAUAAAAAGGUUCCUCUGAUCAUCACUACAGUCAGUCACACUGAGCAGCAGAAUAGUUAGUAGAAGAAUAAUAGAAGAAGAAAUUUCU
Molecule: messenger RNA, 1657 nt
Organism: Amphiprion ocellaris (clown anemonefish)
Lineage: Eukaryota; Metazoa; Chordata; Actinopteri; Pomacentridae
Product: E3 ubiquitin-protein ligase TRIM39-like
Exons: 1
Coding region: 4-1629 (541 amino acids)
Molecular function (GO): protein binding; zinc ion binding
Source: RefSeq, a predicted model, not a curated record